GGCGUGCGUCAGUGGGCUGGUCACUCACUACUCACAGAUGCACACUUCAAGACCAAGAAACAUCCCACAUGGGAGGAGGCCAAGGCCCGAUAUGGGCUGCAGAGCCAUUAGAUGGAUGGAUUUAUGAUAUGUUCAUAUGGCUUUUCGGUGGAUCCUUGAACGUGUGGAGUUUACUAAUAAGAUUGAGUUACCUCCCAGUGAAGGAGUUUAUACAGUUGGCAGGGGAAAGGAAAACACUAUUAAAUGUCUCAGUUUGUAUGUGUCCAGAAAGCACUGUAAAAUUGUACAGCGAGCUGGAAGUCUUACAAUUGUUGAUUUGUCUAGUGCUAAUGGUACAUUUGUCAACCAAACUCGAAUUCUUUCUGAGCGGGAGAUUCCAUUGCAAGAUGGGGAUCUAAUUGGUGUGGGUGUUAGUGAAACAACAGACUCUGGUUGCUAUGUGUUUCAACUUCAUAGAGAAAAUUUUAAGACUGUGCACCAUGUGUCUGCUUUGCCAGAUUCAAGUACAAGUGAAAAUGAAGUGGUUAUCAUUGUGGAUUCUGAUUCAGAAAAUGACCUACAGGAAUGCAGGGAAGCAGAGGCAAAGGAGACCAAGAACCUGCCCACUGAGAAGAAACAUGUCAUCAGUUCUAAAGUUCCAAGGUUGGAAAAUGCCACCAUGAAUCAGGAAACAUCUUCUGCUUUACCAGUGACAUAUCCCAGUGUCUUUUUUUACAAUCGAGAAAAACCAAAGAAGAGACUGUGUGAUGAUCCUGAUGACAAGAUAAAAAUUAAGAGGCAUGUUUAUGAACAGAAUUCAAGACCACCUGAUGACAUGUCUAACAAGAAGACUGCUCAUCAAAGUGAAGUGUGUAAUAGAAAUUCAAAAUGUGAAGUGGUUUAUAAAUUAGGGGAAGAUAUAAAUACUUUCAAUAGAUCUGAAACCAUCUUAGACACAGCUCAGGAAUCAAAAAUUGUUGGUGAUCAUUUGACUUCAGGUGCUGCGAACUCUAAGAGUGUGGAACCUGUUUUUCAGUCUUCAUUCUUCCCUGAAUCUUAUGUUUCAGUUCAGACUGCAGUUUGUACUAAGAGAAGAUUUGAUAGUGAACCUCUUUCAACUACUUUUACAGACUGUAAAACUACAACACAUAGGCAGACUGCAGAAGCAGAGUCAGAAAUACUUAAUCAUUCGACAAAUGAUUCUCUAACAUUGAAUAGAACUAUGGUGUUCGGAGUGACAGAACAUAAAAGUGAAGAAAUGGAGAUUGCUCUACAGCACAGUAUUAAAAACAGAUUCUGGACUGAGUUAUUUAAUUCAAAAACAAAUGAAAACAGGUGUUCCCCUGUAACCAAAACAGAUGUACCCUUUCUGGAUGAUAACUCUCAAAGAAUACCUGUAGUUUUGACUUCCAGUUUGAAUAAAAAUGAGAGUGAACAGAACUUCAAAAUAGAACCAAGUAACAAAGAACUUGCCAUCAGUGAUACCAAGAAUUCUUCUAGACAUAAUGAAAGACAAAGUCCUAAAGGUAGUAAGUCCUUGUGUUUUGAUUUGAGUGAAGCAAAUAAAUGUGUAGGAACUGAUAGUACAGUACAUUCUUUUAAUAAUUUCACUGGUGAUUCAGGAUAUGCUGUUGCACACUCAUCCUUUACUUUGGAGUCAAAUUUAAGAACUGACAGUGUCAUAACUAGUGAAAGUGGAACAUGCGUUUCUGAAGGUGAUAAUUUAAUUCCUGAGGUUGCUGUAGAAAGAGAGAAAGAUGGAGUUCCUUUUUCCCUUUGUGGAAAGAGCAAAUCGAAUAGAUAUUCCAGUUCUGGAAUCAUAAAUGACAAACAGUUUCCUGCAGCCCAGGAAUGUAAAUCAGGAAAAAAUUCUACCCAGAAUAAAGAGUUGAAUGAAAAAAGGAAAUCAUACAAGAUGCAGAAUAUUUUAUCAGAACCAUAUUCUGUUGAGUUUAGUCACAUUGUUUCAAAAUGUGAACAAGUUUCAAAGUCAGAACAGGCUGUAUUUUUCAUCAAUAAAGAAGUAAAUGAUGAAUCAUGUAGCUAUACAAACUUCAAGAAACAAAGUCCAAAAUAUUUAGAGACGCCUGUGAAGAAGAAACUGAAAAUGAGUGAACAAAGUGUAGGUGGAUCACAUAAAUCAGGUUCUAGCAUAGUUUUAAAAGAACCUGAUAUUGUAUCUGCUAAACAAAAUGAAUCUGUUGUGAUAUCUGUAGAUAAUAAAGUUAGAACAGGUAACAAGUCUCAUUUGUUGGAGAAUGUUCCAACCCUCAAUGUUAUUAAUAGUCAUGAUUUUGAAGAUGAUGAAGAUGCACAUGAUAAUCUGGUAUCUCUGCGGCUUCAAGAAGUUGUAUAUAAUGAUGAAAGCAAAGCUAAAUCUAACCCUCCUCAUGUUAAAUAUCAAGACAAGCAUCCUAAGACCAUUGGUAAAAUUAAAGGAAGUUCAGGUAGUGCAAAACAGCCUGUUGUUAAGUGUGGACCUUUGCCAGCAGCAUCUCUUUCGUCUGAUGAUGAGCAGUUAGUGGCUAAGCAGAAGAAGGGUAAACUCCAGAGGCAGCGUAUUCUUUUUGACUCUUCAUCAUCUUCAGAUGAAGUUGUUGAAUUACAAGGUAAACAGAAGAAAUUAGAAUCAGCUGGAGAAACCAAGGGCAACAGCAACUCUCAUGUUCAUUUGAUGAAAGGAAAAAUGAAAUUGUUACCCUCCUCAGAUGAUGAUAGGGUGUUAGUUAUCAAAAGCAGCCCAGAAUCUCUAGAUGAAGUUACGACAAGUAACGGUAAAUCAGAUAUUUUAGUCAGAAAUGGUGUGAAUUCUGUAGAUGAAUGCAAAGAAAAAAAUACUGUACAGGAUAACAAACACAGAGUGGAUAGUUCAAAUUCUGUGGGAAAAACAAUGGUUAAUGAAGAAUUGUUUGCCAGUAUAUUCAAAAGCAAAGCAAUUGUGAAGCUGGAAAGGCUUGAUGAAAAUAUAUUAAAAUCAAAUGGACUGGUUGUUUCAGAACCUGAAAGUGAAUCCUUAAAUUACACACUUGAUGAAGAUAUAAUUGUUAUAAGUGAUGAUGAUGAUGAUUACUUCCCUUCAUCACAAAUAUUUGAUGACCAGAAUAUGUCUUCUUUGAAGGCACUUAAAACUGAAUGCCAAGAUGCAGUCAAUGAAGAUCCAUCAUUUAAUAAGGAUAUUGAAGAUGAUGAUGUACCGUUUGAAGAUGAUGACUCAGAUUUAGAUAAUCAGUGGUUCAAGAGAUUGUCACAGCAAGAUCUUGAACCAACCUCAGCAUUGCCUCCACAACUGCAAGCAGAGACAAAAACAAAGGACAGAUUUUCAAGACAAAAGUCCUUAAAGGAUGUGAAUCUGCCACAAGUUGUGGUUGAUGAUGUAAGGAUACAGGAAGAACUGUUGGCCAGUGAUUUAUGUAAAGCAGAUGAAAAAGUGAAAUUAAAACGUAGACGGUCUGUUGAUAAGUGCCAAAGUAAUGUUAAGGCAUUUAUAAUUGAUGCACCACCAUUGCCACCACGGCGGGCUUUUCUGCGAGGAAUUUCUGCAGACGAGGCAGCACGAAUAUACAAGGAGCAAAAUGAAAGUUGCCAACAACCUGUGAAACAUAGAAUCAGUGAUACCAGUGAUAAGAGAAGAAAAAGAAAAAGAAAAGAAAAGAAAAAGGAAGAUCAUGUCCAUUUGCCCAUAUCUGAUGACCUAAGAUUUCUCACUGCUAAAGAAAAGAAGAAAAUUGCAGAUAAGCGUAAAGAAAAGCUCAGAGCAAUAUCUGAGAAGGAGAAAGCUGUUGCAGCAGCUUCAAAGAAACAUUCUGUGAAAGUUCCUGCAGAAGUAAGAAUAAAGGUGACUAAUAAAAACAGGGGUGCUUUCUUGACAGAGGGAGCAGAGAAAACAAAUGAUGUUUCAAAAUUUUGUGCUACAGCUCAAACAUCAGUUUUAUCUUCUGUAGUAAAAGAAUUGCACCGUGAUGCAGAGAAGAACUCCUCCUCAUUGAAUGUUUCAAAACAAGAUGGUGUUAGAAGUAGUACUCCGCAGCCCAGGAAGUGUGAAUCGAGAUUAUCCUCUGCCCCAGCAAGAUUCAUUAAAGACCUUCCUCGAAUUCCUAAAAUAUCUGAGCGGCUUUCGGCUUCAAAGAGUGUUGAUGUAGAGGUACCUCCUGGUGCUAAAGUGGAUACUAUUACAGAGGAUGUUCCUCCAUUACUUACAAGUGGUUUUUCAAGCUCUCCUAUUACAAAGACAUUAGCACCUGCUAGAAGUACAAAAGGAAAAAAAAGGGUGACUUUCAAGAAAGAUAGUGAACUGGUUGAGAUACGUGUCAUACCUGUGGCAGAAGAUUCACGCCUUUUGCCUGUUGCCCACAAGAAAGAUGCUCCAACUCCAAGGAAUAUCUUCAGUAAUCAGUUACAGCAAAAGGGUCCAGAUCUGGAGGAAGUUCUCUAUGAUAUAGUGUGUUGGAAUCCUAAGUGGCUAGAGGAACAGAGGCAGAAAACUGUUACAUAUCCACCUCCUGUGUAUGGAGGCAAACUGUGGCCUAUGCUGUCAUCAUUUGUCUCAUAUAAAGACUAUUUGAAGGUUCUCACACCUCUUGUGCUUCUUGAGUUGUGGACCAAUAUCACCAAGGACUGUGAAAACAAUCCUUAUGAUCCCAGGAAGGCUCCUGUGGUAGUUGGUAUAGAUCAGGUUGAUGCAACCCCUCAUCUUACACCCAAUAAGAAACAGCUUAUGCAUAUAACUUGCCAUGCUCUUCUAACACAAUAUGACUCUCAGAACCAUUUGUAUCCACGUGUAGGGGACUUGGUUUACCUAGAAUUGGAGUUAGAAAAUGAAGUGUUACAGAACCUUUAUAGUACUGAGCCUCAGCUAAAUACAAAGCAACGCAGGAUUGUACCCAUCUUUGCAUAUGUCAAACAUGUCAGCAAAGAUGCUGUCACCAGUAGAACCAGUGUACACAGGGAAAUCUUGAAACAUUGUGCAGAGCCAUCAACCAAACUUACAUUAAUCUUAUUGGCAAAAUUUAGAUCCUAUGAUGUGAAAAUGAGCCAUGCAAUGAGAAUAAAAGUGGUUUCAUACAUAAAGUCUGAUCUUCGUUUGUUUCAAGCUAUGGCAUAUUUGCCAUCCUCACCACUUUGUAAUCAUAUCCUGAAGCCUGCAGAACAGAAUUUUGCCCUUCCUGAUAUUACCAACGAUCAGUUUGUGCCACUGAUCAAGCAAGAUCAGUUAAAUGAACCACAGAAACAAGCUAUCCUGCAAACUGCUCAUGCUUGUUUGAUGUCAAAACCAAAAAUAUGUAUGAUACAAGGACCUCCAGGUACUGGGAAAUCGCAUGUAAUUGUAAACCUGAUAAUACAAAUCUUAUAUGCCCAGAAGCAAUUUCGGAAGCAUGGAAGCCGUAGAGAUGUUCCACGGAUUCUUGUUUGUGCACCUUCUAAUGCUGCCGUUGAUGAGUUGGUGAUUCGACUUCUGCAUGUUCGUCAGACAAUCCCAAGAGAGGAGAGGUUCAGGAUGGUGCGCAGUGGUCGACAAGAGACAAUGAACCAAUUAGUGAAAGACAUCUCAGUCAUUGAGUUGGCCAAGAGGGAUGCUAGGAACACCGCACAAGUUUUGGAAUGUGUGGAGAGUCUAGAUUUAGAGAUACGCAAUCUUGAGGCUCGAAAGAAUUCAUUGGUAAUGGCCCUUGAAACAGCAAGGCAAAAGAAUCUGACUGAUACUAUUGCUGAAACUGAGUUUAAACUAGGAGAAACUGAGCUGAAGCUUUUUCAAAUGAAAAAAAGCAAAACCCAGAAUACUACAUUGGAUCCUCGAGAACUCUGGCGUAUAGAAAGAGAAGCACAGUCACGAAUACUUCUUGGUGCUGACAUUGUGGCUACAACACUAUCAUCUUGUUUCAAUAACCAGAUGGAAACUAUUUUUUCUACUCAGAAAAACAGCAAGGAUAGAUCUGGUUUUCAGUUUACCUGCUGCAUAGUAGAUGAAGCAACACAAAGCCAGGAAUUAGAAACACUGAUACCACUCAUGCUCGGGGUGACAACACUUGUCCUUGUUGGUGAUGCAAAACAGCUGCCUGCUACUGUACUGUCUAAGAUGGCCAAAGAAAAUGGCCUUGGGAAGUCCUUGUUUGCAAGAUUACAAACAUGUUUUGAAGACACUGUGAAGAAUCCAGUACAGUUCCUUAGGAUUCAGUACCGCAUGCAUCCAGACAUCUGUCUGUGGCCCAACAGGUUCUUCUACAAUGGCCGUUUGAUCUCAGCACCGAACCUGGCUCAGCAGAGAGUCUGUCCACUCGUCCCAUAUUGCAUUCUUAGCCUUGACUACAAACAGGAUGAUAGUGGGGAACUCUCAAAUGAAGGAGAAGCUGAGCUUGUGAGUCAACUAACAUUAGGCCUGCUGGAGAAACUGAACAACCAACAGCUAAGCAUUGGAAUUAUCACACCAUACAAUAAGCAGCGGACUAUGAUACAGUCCAUCUUGCGUGAUAGUUCCUGUUCCUGCCAGAAUUUGGAAGUUAAUACAAUAGACAGCUUCCAAGGUCAGGAAAGAGAUGUUAUUAUAAUGUCAUGUGUGAGGACAGGAGGCAUAGGAUUCUUAGCAGAUACUCAGCGUCUUAAUGUUGCUCUGACUCGAGCUCGGCGUUCUUUGCUGCUGUGUGGUAACUUUACCUCCCUGCGGAAUGACAACAUGUGGCGUGCUCUUCUAGAAAAUGCCAGCCAGCGAAAUUUUCUCAAACAUGUUUCAAGCAGUGUAGCCAAAAACAAGGAUGAACUGUUGAAGCUGGUCCUAAGAGACAAGUAAUGCAACCAUUUAGAUGGUAUUGACUCUGAAUAGGUGGAUUAAAUUGUCAUGUUGUGUGUGAUAAUUUAUUAUCAUCUGCCAUUGUUUUUAUACAUAUAUCAUAUAUUUUCCAAAUGCGUAUUAUGUUGAGGAGAACAGGGCUGUAGUUAAGCGGAAAAGCAUCUUAAGCCCUGGCUGUUUUUGAAUUGUUAUUUCCCUCUCUGUUUUUGUUUAUUAUAAAUUUCAUAAUAAACUUUGUGUGGGCACCUCAGUGAAAUUUAUCCAUAUAUGCAAAGUACAUCCAGAGAAUUUUUUUUUUUAAUGUAUGAUGUCUUGUGUAGAACUGGAUGUCAUCUGUCGAAAAUAUAAUUUCAAAAUAAUAUUAAAAAUCUGCACCACUGAGAGAGAAUUUCUUUUAGUGAAAGAAUUCUGUAUUAAAAAAAAUUCAGUUUAUGUGUCUUUCACUUUAUAUUCAUCUGAAUUGCAAGAAAUAUAUUUUUUGUGUGUAUGAGCAUAGCCUUCAUUUCAAUUUAAAAAAUUAUAACAAGCACAUGGACCAUAUUCCUUGGUGAAUUGGACUUUUUGUAUAACUUUUUUACAAGUCAGUUUUCAGCUAUGCUUUAGUGCUGAUUUUUUAUCUUCUGAACUUAAUGAACAUGUCUUUAACCUUUACUGAUCAUGGGCCAUUAAAAUCCAGCUGGCAGCCCAAUAGUAUGAGGAUUUAAAGCACAUAUUCCCUGCUUGAUAAUGGUUAACCAAUGAAAUUAUUGUAAUGCAGGUUGUAUAAUAGUAGAUUAUUUUCUCUUUUUGUUUUAGAAAUCACUGGAGAUCUCCACAGUGUAAAAUAUAAAAAUUCCAAGAAAUUUGUGUUUUAUAAAAUUAAAAAUUAAGGUGCUUUAAUUUAUAUUCAUCCUUCAGUUCUGUAACUCUUCCAUAACUUGAUAAUGUUCUGUGCCAUAAUUUGCUUUUAUAUGUUUAUGAUUUAUUAUUCAAUCAAUACAUCAUGUAUUAAAAAGAUGUUUGUUAACAUAUAAAACAAUGACAGUGCACCUACCUGUUAUUGGGGAGAUACGUGUUUUGUCUAAGGUAAUCUUACCUUUUUUUUAAUACAUUACGUGUUGAAUUUUGUAGUUUUCUUUUGUUAAUUUACUGACAGUUUUGAGAGAAAACCCUUGAAAACAUAAUGAGAUUCAGUAGUUCUGCACCAAACCGUGUGGUGUAAUUUUAGCCACUCUUGUUUGCAUUUUUAACAAAGUACCUGGUUAUUAAGGUCUUCCAUGUUUUGUUUUUUCAGUUGUUUCAGGUAAGUGCCAAGAAAAUACCUUUAGCAGUAAAAAUCCAUUAACCUCAUAUCUCCUUGAUAUACAGAAUGGUGGUGUUAACAUAUAAAACAUAACAUAAAUAUUUUGAUGAAUACCAGCAUAAAUUUAAAUUGCUUUUUAAGAAUUAAUUUAGAAAGAUACCAGUCCCUGGAUAAGUUGCAGACAUUUGUGCCUUACUGCUCUUUCUCUUGGGGCAUACAUAUAUACAGCCGAUUUCUGAUUGUCCAACCUAAAUAGGACUGAAGGACAAUCAGAUAAUUGAAGAUGUUGGAUAAUAUGGAAGAAUCUUUUGGUGUGUUCACAAUGAAGAGCUCCAAAAAUGUGCUUAUAAUAAAAAAAUUAAACACCGCCAGCUGAUUACCAGGUGAAUAUUCUGGGUUAAGUGAACUGGAAGAAAGUGCACCUUUGUGUGUAGUAUUAAAAUAGAUUUGUGUGGCCCUUGCCAGAACAUCAUUCCACAUGGUAUGGAGAAUGAAGUGUACUUCGUUGUUAAUUGUGCAAAAUGGUUUUAAUAUCUUGUCAUAAAGUUAUUUGAAUACUUAAA
Molecule: messenger RNA, 8605 nt
Organism: Zootermopsis nevadensis
Lineage: Eukaryota; Metazoa; Arthropoda; Insecta; Blattodea; Termopsidae
Gene: Setx
Product: probable helicase senataxin
Biological process (GO): termination of RNA polymerase II transcription
Cellular component (GO): nuclear body
Molecular function (GO): transcription termination site sequence-specific DNA binding; protein binding; helicase activity
Source: RefSeq, a predicted model, not a curated record